Arabidopsis arenosa is the source of this 1176-nucleotide messenger RNA. The record is from the annotation of a GenBank genome assembly. Lineage: Eukaryota; Viridiplantae; Streptophyta; Magnoliopsida; Brassicales; Brassicaceae.
CAUUGAUCCACCUUCUAAUCUUCCGUUUGACGAGUGAUGUUAAACGAUCAAGAGUAUAUGGAGCUUGUGUUUGAGAAUGGCCAGAUUCUUGCAAAGGGCCAAAGAUCCAACGUUCCUCUGCAGAAUCAACGUACCAAAUCGAUCAUGGAUUUGUAUGAGGCCGAGUAUAACGAGGACUUCAUGAAGAGUAUCAUCCAUGGUGGUGGUGGUGCCAACAAGAAUCUCGGAGACACGCAGGUUGUUCCUGCUCAUGAAACAAACAUGUUGGAAAGCAAUAAACAUGUUGACGAUUCCACUUUGAUUGAGACUUUGAAAGCUUCUUCAUCAAAGAGGAUGAUGGUUGAUUAUGAUAACCGAAAGAAGAUCAAGUUUAUACCUCCUGAUGAGCAAUCUGUGGUUGCUAAAAGGAUGGUUGAAUCGGGAUUUAACACUUCCUCCGCAGGUUUCACUGAAGACAGUGAAGGAUCGAUGUAUCUAAGCAGCAGUCUAGAUGACGAGUCAGAUGAUGCGAGGCCACAAGUUCCUGCAAGAACAAGAAAAGCUUUGGUCAAAAGAAAACGAAAUGCAGAAGCUUAUAAUUCACCUGAAAGAAAGCAAAGAAGAGACAUCAACAAGAAAAUGCGUACUUUGCAGGAUCUACUACCUAAUUCUCACAAGGAUGACAACGAAUCAGUGUUGGAUGAAGCAAUCAAUUAUAUGAAAAACCUUCAACUUCAAGUUCAGAUGAUGACGAUGGGUAACAGAUUUGUUACACCAUCAAUGAUGUUGCCUUUGGGGCUGCAUUACUCUCAGAUGGAUCUAGCAAUGGGUAUGGGAAUGCAAAUGGGCGCACAACAGUUUCUGCCUGCACAUGUCCUAGGAGCUGGCUUGCCUGGGAUUAAUGAUUCAGCAGAUAUGCUAAGGUUUCUUAACCAUCCUGGACUAAUGCAAAUGCAAAACUCUGCACCUUUCACUCCAACGGAAGAUUGUUCCCCACAAUCUGUCCCUCCAUCGUGCGCUGCUUUCCCUAACCAAAUACCAAACCCCACCUCUUUGUCAAAUUUAGAUGGUGCAUCACCUUACACAAGAAAUCAAGGAACAUUAACAGAUGAAGGAAUUCUCCCUGGUAAAAAUCUGGAAACCCGUGAGCAGAUGAAAUAAACAGUGAUGAUUGUUACCUGCUGAUUCACGGUCUUU